Messenger RNA from Paramuricea clavata, 516 nucleotides. The record is from the annotation of a GenBank genome assembly. NCBI's taxonomy places the organism in Eukaryota, Metazoa, Cnidaria, Anthozoa, Malacalcyonacea, Plexauridae.
AUGGACGAAAUACUUCGAUCUCUGGGCAUGGAGAUAGUUCUUGGUCGAUUCCAAGUGCAGCGAAUGGAGCCGGAGACAACCAUGGCCGCGUCGGAUCAGGAAUUGGUUCGCCUCAGCGUGAGCACGAUAGGCGAUCACAUUUGUCUUCGUGAUGCGUGCAAAAGAAAGAUCGAAGAGCCAAGUUCGAGUUCGCGCCAAGUGUCAGCUGCCCGCCAAGAAUGCUUGGCAAUUUUUAAUCCCCGUAGGCACAACAGCUGCACUCAGGCACGUGCUGCGGCAAGAAGCACCACAAGUGGUGCCAGCAGGAGGGCACCUAAACGUCACCCGUGGACGCCAAACCUUUUUUGUCUUGCUGACACGACCGCAACAAAGACACCAUCAGCAGCAGAAAAACAGAUUUUAUUUAAAGCUGGUCUGGGCUUGAAAAAGAUCAAGCUCGAUCUAGAAGAUGACGAGCAGAUGGUGACAGACAAAAUAAUGUCCGAAAUGGAAGACAGCAUAGGAAACGCAAUUUGA